CGAUUUAUAACCCGCAGCUGGUGAGGAAAAAAAAAAAAAAACAGCAAAAGAACAAAUUUUGAACAACAACGAACUUUAAAUUUCAAUCACUAUUUUUAAUUCUUCAUUAAUCAAGUUUAAACUAUCCCGUACCAACCAUGUCUGAUAUAUUAGAAAAGUCACUAGACGAUAUUAUAGGUGAAAACAAACCAUCUCACCAAAGAAGAAGUCAAGGAGGCUCAUCGUACCGUAGAGGGGGCCCAACUCAUGCAUAUAGAUCAAAAUACUUGUCAAGUUCAAGAACAUACAGACCAUAUGACAGAAAUUCCAGUCGACCAUCUUCAGCUCCACUUCCUGGUGCUCGUGCCAAUUCAUCAUUAUCUAAAGACAUUCAAGGGUUGGCUGGUAAUCGUCCAGUUUUAAGGGUUAAAAAUAUUCAUCCUGAUUUGAAUGGGGAAGAUUUAUCUAAUUUAUUUGGAAAUGUUUCUCCAGUAGACUUUGUAAAGUUUGAUAAUAGAAAUGAUGACAUUGCUUAUGUAUGCUUUCACAAUGAUAAUGCUAGAAGCAACUCCGAAGCCAUUGAUAAAUUUAAUGGUAAGAAAGCCAUGGGUCAAACUUUAAUUGUUGAAAAUGCUCAAUCAUUAGCUGAAAGAAUCAAGAUCCUUCCUGUCAACGAACGUAUUAGACCAGCUUCUGCUCCAAAGGAAAGAGAUACUUACAGAGGAACUUCAAGACCAAUUUCAAGAGAAAGAAAAGUAAAACCAAAGCCAAGUAAGAAAUCACUUACUGAUUUAGAUGAUGAAUUAAAUGCUUAUAUGAAUGGAACAACUACAGAACAACAACAAGAAGAACAUACUUUACCAGAACCAUCAUUUGAUCCAAGUAGUCUUGAACCACAAGAAGAUCACUCUGCUGCUCCUGCAGAAGACGAGGUUAUGUUGUAAUCAAAAAGAUAAUCGAAUUUUUAAAUAAUUGUAUAUUGUACUAGUAAAUAAAUAAAUAAAUAAUAACAGGAUUGAACAAUAAAAAUAAUGCAAGAGUGUGAACAUCG
Messenger RNA from Scheffersomyces coipomensis, 1030 nucleotides. RefSeq lists its product as uncharacterized. Bases 138 to 923 code for a protein of 261 amino acids. Gene Ontology annotation, molecular function: mRNA binding. The record is from RefSeq and is a predicted model, not a curated record. The transcript has a single exon. Lineage: Eukaryota; Fungi; Ascomycota; Pichiomycetes; Serinales; Debaryomycetaceae. Gene Ontology annotation, cellular component: nucleus.